AUGGGUAUCGACAAAACGAUUGCAGAGUUUCCGAAUGUGGAGAAUAAGCUUCAAGCUCCAACUCGGAAAUCCCUAUUUGAACGCCAACGAGCAGACGCAGAGGCCAAAAGACAACGUGAGGAAGCCGAGACCCAGGCCGUCUACGAAGAUUUUCUCAGAAGUUUCGAUGAUGAUGAUCAAGGUCCUGUCUAUGACCGGGCUCCAGCGAGCGGAAAAGGUCCCUCAGGACUGAGUGACGCGACAAAAAAGCAUGCCACUGGUGGAUAUGGGUUCGGGAACAUGUCGAACCCAGCCCUCGCGAAAAACAUUGGUGUAGAAAGAGGCCGGAUUUCAAGUGGGCCGGGAAGUCUGGGGCCGCCUCCACCAAACUUAAGCCGGAAAAGACCGUUUGAAAAUAUUGGUUUUCAGCAAAAAGAUCGCGAUAAACCACUGUUGGCGUUCGAUGACUUCGAAUCUGAUAACUGGACUGCAAAAAAAUCUCUAAAUCUCGAUAAUGAUGAGAGUAGGAGAAAUGAGCUAGAAGAGGAAAGAGCUGCUCCUAAACCCACUGUCCGUCUCUCUUCCAUGCCUCCUGGAACCAGUCCAGCUCUUAUUAAAUCGUUGAUUCCGACAAAUCUAGUUGUAGACAACGUUAAGAUCUUACCUCCAGCCGGUCCAGGCGCGUACUUGGAAAGAAAGUCUAUGUCGGCAAUUGUUACAUUUGCAAAAGAUACAGCUGCCAACGAUGUUGAUGCUGCAAUCAAUGGCUUACAAAAUAGAUACAUGGGAUACGGAUACUAUUUGAGUAUUCACCGGCAUCUAUCUUCGGCAGCUCUAUCGAGUGCUAACCCUAUCCCCUCUCUAUAUAACUCGACGCCUACUUCUCAACCCUUUGGAGCAAAACCUGUUGAUAUUGCUGUCACGACGAGAAACCACAUUCCUCCUGCUCAUCAAGGAAGAUUUGCUCCUCCGACCUCGUAUGAAACCCCUGGCUCUGGACGCUCUGGGCCUUUGCUUCACGUCCCAGUGCAAGCCCCAUCAGAUAUCAAAGAUAUAAAACUCAUUCACAAGGUUGUUGAAAAUAUAAUUACCUACGGACCUGAGUUUGAAGCACUUCUUAUGAGUCGACCUGAAGUUCAAAGAGAAGAGAAAUGGGCUUGGUUAUGGGAUGCUCGUUGUAGCCGUGCUGCCUGGUAUCGUUGGAGAUUGUGGGAAGUAAUAACUGGUAUCAAACCUCAACGCGGCCAAGGAAAAUAUUUUCCCCUUUUCGAGGGAUUUUCAGCUUGGAAACAACCAAAUUACCCACUGGCUUAUGAACACACUAUUCGUCUUGAUGAAUUUGUAUCUGAUUCCGAAUAUAACUCCUCUGAUGAAGAAGACUCCGGAGAUGAAGGACCUCGGCGCCCGAAUCGUGGAGGCGCAGCCCCAUCGGACCCAACUUCGUCCGAGGAUGCGAUAAGCUAUCUUAAUCCUCUUGAAAAGGCUAAGCUCACUCACUUACUCGCACGACUACCAACCACAACUGGAACAUUAAGAAAGGGUGACGUCGCACGAGUAACAGCUUUUGCUAUUUCUCAUGCUGGCCGGGGUUCUGAUGAGGUUGUUCAUAUGAUAAUAUCCAACGUGGAAAGACCAUUUUCCUACACAUCUGCUAAUCCGAAUCGGAAAAAAGAUAAGGAAAAGAAUAACGGGAGUGACGAAGAAGAGGAAUCUGAUACGAGUGCAGCAAGUCUCAUUGGUCUCUAUCUUAUAAGUGAUAUACUCUCAUCUUCUUCAACUUCUGGUGUGCGUCAUUCUUGGAAAUACCGUCAACUAUUUGAGGUAGCGCUUAAGCAGAGAAAAGUAUUUGAAGGUCUUGGAAGGAUGGAACGCAAAAUGAACUGGGGACGGCUAAGAGCCGAAAAAUGGAAAAGAAGUGUAGAAAAUAUACUAAAACUCUGGGAGGGAUGGUGUGUGUUCCCUCAAGAAAGCCAGGAAUCUUUUUCUAGCCUGUUUGAUAAACCGCCCUUAACAACCCUGGAAAAGCUAGAAAAAGCCGAAAAAGAAAACAAAGAGAAAAUUGGAGUGAAAGGGAAAGGUAUCAACAAGUGGAAAGCAGUUGAAGCCAAGUCCGAGACAACGAAAGAAGGGGAAAAUUUGGACGGCACAGCCAUGGAUAUAGAUCCUGAAGAAGGUUCAACAGAGGGUGAUUUUGAUGGGGAACCCAUGUCUGACGAUGACGACCUGGACGGAAUCCCAAUGGAUGAAGGGAAAUCUAUUGUUGAGGGUCAGCAAAAGUCAGCCUCUGAGACACAAGACUCACAUCAACUAACCUCCUCCAAACCGAGCGCGAAGGAAAAAGCGACAUUUGUAUCGAAUUCACGGCUAAAACGGCCUAGGGCCGUAGAUAUGUUUGCCGAUUCUGAUGAUGACGAAUAA
Molecule: messenger RNA, 2397 nt
Organism: Blumeria graminis f. sp. triticale
Lineage: Eukaryota; Fungi; Ascomycota; Leotiomycetes; Helotiales; Erysiphaceae
Source: the annotation of a GenBank genome assembly